This is a messenger RNA of Mollisia scopiformis, 1681 nucleotides long. RefSeq lists its product as uncharacterized. NCBI's taxonomy places the organism in Eukaryota, Fungi, Ascomycota, Leotiomycetes, Helotiales, Mollisiaceae. The transcript has 2 exons. The record is from RefSeq and is a predicted model, not a curated record. Bases 267 to 1505 code for a protein of 412 amino acids.
CCGUGAAGAUGUGAUUAUAAACGCUCUUAAGAUGGCUGUUAUUUCCUUGUCGUUCUUGUUCUAUAUUUUCACAUACGACUGAAACUUUACACUGAGCACUAUCAUGCCUGUGCGGUGCUUUUGACUUUGCACCCCGACUCGAACCACCCGCAAAAUUUGUUUCAAAUAAUAUAAUAGAUCUGUCUCUUUCAUACAGGACAGAUCCCAUAACUCCCAUACCAGGAUAUACUUCACAGUUUUCCUCCUAUUCUUUCAAUACCGACAGUAUGGAAAGUCCACCGAGCAAGAAGGGGAGCCCUACAUUACACGACGAAGCUCCACCAGUCCAACAAGAGGUUCCGCCGCUUGACCAGGAAGCGAUAUCAAUUCACGCGGCUUCACCAGUCCAUGCAGCUUCACCAACCCAUGAAGAAGUGCCACCAAUUCACGAGGAAAAGCCACCAAUCCAUGAUACGAAUCCUCGUCCAGUCAGUGAAGCCAUAUCAGGAACUAUCUCAAUAGACGAUGCCGAAACAGACCUCAACCUCGACGAUGAUGCAACGACAACCAACCGAAACAGUGUCAUCGAUCCUACCCUCGACACCAAAGAGCGAUUGCCCACACCCGCACCGCCUGCCUACGAAACCCUCGCCCAAAAGAAUCCGAAAGCGACAGACCACCUCUCAAUCACGAUCGGUCCUCCCAUAAUCAUCCUCUUCGACAUCGUCGUUCCCUGUAUAAUAUACUACGUAUGGUUUGACAUCCAUCGCUCUCGAUGGGCAGACCAAUGCAAAGCAUUCACAGACACGAAUCCGAACACACCUUGCAAUAUCCCCAAACCAGAAUACGACUCCGAGAUAUUGGGAUAUGCAAUCAUAUCUUUCGGCUUCGGGGAACUCUAUAUCCUUGUCGCUCGUGUUUGGCGACUACUCAAAUAUCGAGAGCAAUGUGCCCCUCUUCUCUCGAGAUCGAAGUGGGAACUGGAUGCUACAAGUUGGGUAUACGGCGUGGCUAUGAUUUGUGCCCUGAUACCGUUCGUGGUGGGGAGUUCACUGGAGAUCCCAGAGUUGUAUCUUUAUUCUCCAGGAUUCUUGAUGGCGUUCUUGGCUGUGUUGAUGCUGGUCACAUUGAUACCUGUUAAGACGCCUUAUGGGAUUAAUUCUCAUGCGAGAGGAACAACAAUUCGACCUUUCAUCUAUUACGCAGCUGAGGAUUUCAUCGCUGUCGAUGGUUUGCAAGAUCGAGAAUUCAGGGUCCGUUAUAAUGCGAGAUAUGAGAGCAAUAAGUCGUUCAGAAGAAUGUUUUUGUGGCUGACUUUAUGGUGGAUCACGGGCGUGCUGAUUUAUCUUGGGUGUUUGUCGGCGAUCAUUUGGAACCUGGAGUUUCAUUAUGCGUUUGGGCUUAGUUUGGGCGUUCUGUUUGGGUACAUUGCUAUAUGGGCGAUUGUGAGUUAUAUGUGGGUGCAGAUCGAAAUGGAGAGGGAAAAGAAACAAUACGAGGAGAAUGCGGGAGGGGCAAUACCGUAAUAUGAUGAGAGAGGACGAGACUAGAGUUUUGAUUGCAAGAUUCUAGGUGAGAAAUUUGAUACCAAAAUCAUUCGCUGUAUACUAAUAAAAUCCAUUUUGUACAAUUCCAUGGCAUUUGCCAUAAUGCAGUGAAGUUGCUGAGAAGAGACACGGCAGAAAAGGGGCUCGGCUAUUUG